Triticum dicoccoides is the source of this 874-nucleotide messenger RNA. RefSeq lists its product as uncharacterized. The coding region runs from base 122 to 628 and encodes 168 amino acids. NCBI's taxonomy places the organism in Eukaryota, Viridiplantae, Streptophyta, Magnoliopsida, Poales, Poaceae. The transcript has 4 exons. The record is from RefSeq and is a predicted model, not a curated record. Gene Ontology annotation, biological process: transposition.
UCCAGUGCCCAACCUUUUCGUCUCGUAUGCUUUGGCCCAUAAGGCACCGUACAGAACAGCCAAGCCUUACGAUGAGAAUGACACAGCGUCCGCGUACUCCAGCAAGACCGCCUACGAUCGGAUGGAGAAAUUUAAAGGGAAGGCAAAAGAGUUGAAAGGGCCCGAGUAUGAUGUGACAACAGAGCCUCUUGACCACGCGUUGGUCAUGAUCUCUGGAGAAGGCAGGAAACAUGGCAAGGAAGCAAUUGCAGGAGGCAUGUUCCCUAGUUCCUCCCGUAGCUCUCUCCCUGAAUACAAAGCUCGGUUAGGUAUCUCAAAAUCUUCUACAUGUAAACGCUCGACUCCAGCUAUGGUUGAGAUGGAGGCGAGACUGGCGGAGUUGAGGCGAGUGGCGGCGGAGGAGAGGGCGGAGGAGAGGCGACUAGCUGAUGAGAGGAUGCAGCAAGCGGUGCAGCAGGCGGUGUUGGCACAAACUAGUCAAUGCUUUGCAAUGUUUGCGGCUUAUUGUACCCAGAAUGGUAUGCCCGCUAUGCAGAUGCCUCAAUCAGGCCAUGGAUCUAAUGCUGAUGGAUCUUCACAUGCACGAGGCCCAAGCGACAACAACCUUGGUGGUUCUCCGAAUGUUUGAGAUCGAGUAUGGUUGCCACCUGGAUGCUCUUUGGACUACGACAUGGACAUGAAGGCGUUUGUUGUAGUGCCAAAUCUUACGUAGUGAUGCCAUCUUUGUUCAUUGUGUAUUAUAUGCUGUGGAACUUUGUUUUGGGACUAUAUGCUAUGGAACUUUGUCCCGGGACUAUAUAUAUGCUAUGGAACUUUGUUUUGGGACUAUAUAUAUGCUAUGGAACUUUGUUUUGGGACUAUAUGCUAUGGAACU